Messenger RNA from Mesorhabditis belari, 507 nucleotides. The record is from the annotation of a GenBank genome assembly. NCBI's taxonomy places the organism in Eukaryota, Metazoa, Nematoda, Chromadorea, Rhabditida, Rhabditidae.
AUGAGCGCCACGCUGGCACCCUACCUGGAUGCUGUCAAGUCGACUCUUCAGGCAGCUCUCUGUCUCGAGCAGUUUAGCUCACAGGUUGUCGAGCGACACGACAAACCCGAAGUCGAGGUGCAAACAUCGAAGGAAUUGCUGAUGACUCCCGUCGUAGUUGCACGCAACAAGCUCGAACGAGUGCUCAUCGAGCCUUCCGUCAACUCGGUUCGCAUCUCAUUGGCCAUCAAACAAUCGGACGACAUUGAACGCAUUCUAGCGCACAAGUUCACGCGUUUCAUGUGUCAACGAGCCGACAACUUUGUGAUUUUGAGAAGGAAACCGAUAGAGGGAUACGACAUCUCGUUUCUCAUCACAAACGUGCACACCUCGUCGAUGUACAAGCACAAGCUGGUCGAUUUCCUAAUUCAUUUUAUGCAAGAAAUCGACAAGGAGAUCAGCGAUAUGAAGUUGGCUUUGAAUGCCAGAGCGCGUGUGAGUGCCGAAGAGUUCCUCAAACGAUUCAAU